Cornus florida is the source of this 595-nucleotide messenger RNA. RefSeq lists its product as uncharacterized. The record is from RefSeq and is a predicted model, not a curated record. Gene Ontology annotation, molecular function: protein binding. Lineage: Eukaryota; Viridiplantae; Streptophyta; Magnoliopsida; Cornales; Cornaceae. The transcript has 2 exons. Bases 1 to 525 code for a protein of 174 amino acids.
AUGUGUGCUUUACCACGCUCAUUAUCAAUCUUGAAUCUUUCUGGUUUCAACCUAUCAGAUGAUGCUAUUCCAAAGGAUCUUGGCAGCCUAUCCCCGUUGCAGAACUUGGAUCUAAGUAGAAAUCUAAUCUGUAGCAUACCAGAGAGCAUCAAGUGUCUAACUAUGCUCCACAGACUCGAUUCAAAGUACUAUCCAAAACUCCAGUUACUGCCAGAGCUUCCAAUGAGUUUAAGGUCGUUGGAAUUACUCGAGUGCAGGUCAUUGGAAAUGAUAACAAAUCUACCAAACCUGUUGAAUUCACUUUUAUUAUUUACAGGUAAUUGUGAGAAAGUAACUGAGGUUCAGAGAAUGUUCAAGUUAGAAGCAAUUGGAAACUUUGAUGAAGUAAUGAUCGGCAAUUUGGGCUUGUCCAACUUGGAAUUCCUGAGAAAUAUUGAAGUGUCUUUGUUGAAUAACACGGCGCAUGGACUGUAUGAACUGGGUAUAUUUAGCACAUAUCUCCCUGGUAGUGAAGUCCCAGGCUGAUUCAGCAUGAAGACUAAGUUUCUCUCCGACGUGAAACUCUCUCUCAUUUGGUGAGAGGGUCCUUACAAAU